CCCAACUUGUUGCUGAGUCGCGCGGUGGAAAGUAGAACGUUGCAUUUUUCGUGCUGCUUCGCAACUUGUUCAUGAUAUCAUCUCUGACCCUGAACAGGCACAUAAUCGGCCUCACUUGCACAGGCACUUUGUGCUGGGCAUUUGAUGCAUCCCACGAGCUGGCGGUCUGAUACUGACUCCGCGCCCUGUAGUUGGCCUGGCUCUCUGCGGAAAGGUGUCCUUACAGGUUCCGUGGAACAAGUUGCGACCGGUUUAGCAUUACUAUGGUAUUUGUUCAGCUUUGUCGAUUUCGAUAAGCCUAACACUUCCAUAGAAAGAGAAAUCGAGGAUGACGUCUUCCUCCUCAAUAUUCUGGACGAAGCAACACCCUUCGAAGCGACUACCCUGGCACUGCUGAAGGACUACGUGUACUUAUUGCUAUUUCUCAUUCUCUUUAUUUUUUGAUGUGAUUGUCGAUGUUGAUUGUUAUCUAUGCAUAGCUGAUCAUGUCUUCGGGCCACCUUCCUAGGCAUCAGUAACUAAUGCUGAGCUUUUCGAACAUUUGAUUCAGAGCAUGAUCAAUCCAUAAUAUAUCGUCGGAGAAUUAUGCGCAAUCAUAUCAGGAGCCGCUUCAUUGCACUUGAGGUGAUUUCCUUCACGUAACAUCGUCAGGUUUGCGUUUUUCGGAAUUCCCAUUAGAACGGUCCAGACACCGAAGACCCCAGUUUCACCACCCGGCGUUCUCGCACUGUCAGAGAAAACCAAUCGCCCCCUCAAGCAGCGGAAUUCGCGCUUACCUGAUGUCGUGGCAAAGUCAACCAGGGUAAUGACUACUUAUUUUUUUUUCCACUGAAGGCGCGCGGUGGCGCCACCUCCGAGGGAUAAAGAGUUUGACAAGUCAAGAACGCGACGGUUAUUUGCGUCCUCGACUCUGCCUGGAAGUACAGGAGGGACGAGGAUUCUGGCUGCGGUUGUACCAAACCAAAGUGCAACGAACUUACUUGCACACUGAGAGCGCCGCCUGCGCCAUCUUGGGAUCUUUCAUUAUACUUUCACUCCGCGGUCGCUUUGUUAUUGUUUUCGCGGUAGCAGUUUGUUCCAAACCUCCAAAACCGUAGAACUACAGACUGUAGUCGCUGAGUCAUCUUCAUAUAAAAGGACAACGCGUUCUUCUCCUUCUCUCAGGUGGACCACCUUUUUGAGUGUCUGCGCGAACAGACCGAAGCGGGCGGUGGCAUGGGUCCCUUCCCUGAGGCAGCGGGGGUCCUUGGAGUCUACAGUGGUGAGUUCUACGAAAACGACGUUCCAUCUGACAUCUUCCGCGGGUUGGACCCCACGGACCCGGCGCCCGACGAGAAAACGCAGGGCUUCGGACUACACCGCCCGCGCAUCAGCAUCCUGUCCCUGACCCAUCUGAAGCCCCGGCUUAGCACGCGGCACGAAUGCAACCUAAUGCGCCCCGCGAUCGCGACGGAGGAGGGCCUGCCCCGCAAGCACCAGUACCGCCAGUACAUACGGAAUCUCCUCAAGGCCGUCAGUCACUUUUUGCUGAAAUUGUUGAAGUUCGAAGGGUGCCAGAACCAGAGGUGCCUUUUGUACCGUCAGCCGUUCACGACCGGCCACGCGCUGUUUCUGUGUCCGGAGUGCGAGGUCAAAUUCUGCCGGAGGAUGGCUGUCCGCCCAGAACAGCGGUUCUUCCGCGAAAACUACGGCGAAGGAACAGGUGGGGCGGACCAGAUGAAGUUCGUUCGCAUAUCGAGAGGAAAAAUCGCACACCAUGCUCGAGAGGGGACUUGUGAUGUUACUUGAUUCAACAUCGUGUACAAGACAAAUCGCCUCUGUCUUGCAGCUAGGGGCCGGCCCCAGGCAUAUUAUAAUUCCAGGCCGAUUUUUUCAGUGGGUUGCAGUUUCUAGAACUCCAACCGUUCAGCAUGAUAGCCGGUUCAUCUUUUGUAGGCUGAAACGCGUGGUCCUCACGGAUUGCUUGCCCUAGCUUACGUGCCCUGUAUUAAUUAUGCAAGUGCAGCAAGGCAGAGGUAUGUGUUUUUGCGUACCUACCUAGCAGGCUACACAAAUAAGUAUAUAAUUUAUAAGCUGCGCUUACUUUCAAAAAAUGCGGGACCACGAUGCAGGGACUUUUCCUCGUGAUAUCGGAGGACCACGGAAGAGGACGGCGGCCACGAGGAGCUGGCCCGGCAGUUUGCCGAAAAAAGGUAUGAAAUGCUCACCAAAGUUCUCCAACAGUGUCACAAACACACGGUUUCGUACCAGUUUGAAUACCGGAGAUACGGCGAGUUUGACCGGGAAUUGGAAUGGUACUUGCUUACGACUGGUCCCCUUUGGAAUUGACUUGACUUUCUUAUAUUUAUUAUUUCUGUUUCUAUUGAAUUUAAAUUUAUUGUUGUUGUUCUGCUUGCUUCAUCUAUGACGUGGUUUAAUAAUAAUAUCUUUAUUUCAAAACGGCAGGACUUAUUUAUUUUCAUACACAGAUAGUCCAACUAUCGGUCGCAAUUCCCUCCAAUUUUCGACUCUUACUACACAGGCUUCACUACGCACUGAAAGUUUUUCGCGCCAAGAAUCCAGAGCGCCACGAAUUUGUGGACAAAAGCCACAACGAAAGGUGUAAGCGAAGAAGUCUGUCCACCCUGCUGCACACCGUGUACCGGGAUACGAGAGUGCAUAACUACCUCCCCUCCCCCUGAUAAGUACGGCAUCAACAGCAGUACAAACGCCAUCACACGUAGAGCGUGCAGCCGUGCAUCAUGACAAAAUCCCGCGCAAAAUGUAGUAAGUACUGUUUGGGCUUCGGGAUUUUUUGUCCCGCAGACAGUGCCACAUCAAUGCAGCAGCUAGAAGAUUGUGGGUUUUGCAGAACGAAUGAGGGGGAGGGGGAGUUGUGCGCCCGCAUACUUGAGACGCCAAGUAUACAGGUUUUGCACCGCACUUUGGAGGAGCCCUACUUGAAGUUCCGCUCACUCGCGGAUAUGCGGUACAGGAAACUGUUUCUAUUAACUUGUUAUCUAGUACGUCUGCAAACUAUAAUAUUUUCAGUAUGAUUCUUGUUAUUUGUCCCUGAGGUCGUCGUCGUCGUUAAGCUGGUUUUCACCUUGCAAAUACAUCACCGCCACGACCCACGAGUCGUUGUUUUUCGUUGAAGUUUAAACCUCUCAUCCUGUUCCUUCUGCAACCUCAGGGAAAGCGGACCGCACCAAACGCCGGUGCCUUCGGAAAAUGCCGGAUACGCGGAAGCUUUCUUUAACAAGCGGCAUUCGACGGGUGGCACCUACUUCGAAAUGGGCGGCAAUUUGAUGCCGAAGAGCGUCGGCAACUUCCCAAAAGUGGGCCUCAACGCCGUGAUUAGUAAAAACGACAAACCGCUUAUGGAACUGGAAAACGUCAUCGCUAUCACCAUUUUGCAGGUCGUUUUGUACGAAAAACUUGUCUAGCAUAUCAAUACAUCUUUCGUUGCAGAAGCACAAGGAAGAAGGUGGGCAUUACAUUUCUUUGAACCUUCGCUCUCGAUCUCGUCCUCGUGCACUUUCAUCUUGCAUGACUGGUGACUGGGAAUUUUGUAUUGCAGCAGAAAUGUACUCACUACGACUACUUCCAACAGUUAUAGCGAUGGCGUUUUUUCCUCGGAUUCUAUACGGUAUCGGGCCUUCGGGCAUCAAUCGGCCAGUUAAGACUGGACGAUCCCCUCCAAGAAAAGACUAGAGUCUAGAGAUGACUGCAACAAAACAAGAAGCGCUACGAAAGAGCCUCUUCUUGGAGUCAACUUCUUAUUUGUACGGUGUGCUACUUCAUGUAGUUGUUUCUGUUUCCCUUUAUUGUUUCCCAGAUGUCUUCCUCACAAAUGAAACUGUUACAGGAACGAACGGCAGAUGUUACUGCUCGUGCAAGUAUUCAUCACAACCUUCCCUAUUCCGGGUGUACGGUUUGAGAUUCCGGGAAUUCUGUACUAUAGUUUGUUUGCGUCCUUCGGGAUUUGAUUGUAUGCACCAAUUUGAAAGGCGUCGACUGCCAGUGAGUAUGGAAAUCUGCCCCAGGCGGCGUUUUCUUGAUUU
This is a messenger RNA of Amoebophrya sp. A120, 4043 nucleotides long. Lineage: Eukaryota; Dinophyceae; Syndiniales; Amoebophryaceae. The record is from the annotation of a GenBank genome assembly.